Lacerta agilis (Sand lizard) is the source of this 1839-nucleotide messenger RNA. RefSeq names its product regulating synaptic membrane exocytosis 4 (gene RIMS4). Gene Ontology annotation, cellular component: presynaptic membrane; cytoskeleton of presynaptic active zone. The record is from RefSeq and is a predicted model, not a curated record. Gene Ontology annotation, biological process: positive regulation of synaptic transmission; regulation of synaptic plasticity; regulation of membrane potential. The transcript is spliced from 6 exons. Gene Ontology annotation, molecular function: small GTPase binding; transmembrane transporter binding. Bases 154 to 966 code for a protein of 270 amino acids. NCBI's taxonomy places the organism in Eukaryota, Metazoa, Chordata, Lepidosauria, Squamata, Lacertidae.
CCCCGGCCAGCCCAUUUCUCACCUCCCUAAGGCCCCCCCACAGUAGCCAAGACGCCGCGGGCCGUGCUCCGAGUGAAGAAUGGGGCGUCGAAGCUGGCCAAGCCGCAUGCUGCGGCCGAAGCCCCCGGCGGCGCCCCGGGCUCGGGGCUUUUCAUGGAGCGAUCGCAGAGCCGCCUCAGCCUCUCCGCGUCCUUCGAGGCCCUGGCCAUUUACUUCCCCUGCAUGAACAGCUUCGACGAGGAGGACGCGGAAGGAGAUGGCCGGAAACUCAAAGGUGCCAUCCAGCGGAGCACAGAAACUGGCCUUGCUGUUGAAAUGCCAAGCCGAACAAUCCGACAAGCCAGCCAUGAAUCCAUUGAGGAGAGUAUGAACAGCUAUGGAUCCGAAGGAAACUUGAACUUCAAUGGAGUUCACCUGGCAGCCACUGGGCAGUUCAGCGAUUUCCUGGGUAGCAUGGGGCCUGCGCAGUUUGUGGGUCGCCAAACAUUGGCUACUACCUCCAUGGGUGAUGUGGAAAUUGGGUUACAGGAGCGAAAUGGACAAUUAGAAGUGGACAUCAUUCAAGCCCGAGGACUGACUCCAAAGCCUGGCUCCAAAACCCUGCCAGCUGCUUACAUCAAGGCCUACCUACUAGAAAAUGGGGUGUGCAUUGCAAAGAAAAAGACCAAAGUGGCUCGCAAGUCCUUAGAUCCGCUGUACAACCAAGUGUUACUUUUCCCAGAGAGUCCACAAGGCAAAGUACUGCAGGUGAUAGUCUGGGGAAACUACGGACGCAUGGAACGCAAACACUUCAUGGGAGUUGCCCGGGUUCUUCUGGAAGAACUUGAUUUGUCAACUUUGGCAGUUGGCUGGUAUAAGCUUUUCCCGACCUCGUCGAUGGUGGAUCCUGCUACUGCUCCACUCUUACGCCAAUCCUCGCAGCUUUCCUUGGAGAGCACAGUAGGACCUUGUUGUGACAGGUCUUAAUGGGCAAGGAAGUUCCAGGGGGACUGCUUCUGUUUUUAAAAUCAUGCUGUCAAGGUUUUGUUUGCCAGAGCGCUGUCCUCGGGCGCAUUGCAUCUUUGAUCAGUCCUUGGAGGAACCUGAAGGUGAGGAUAGCCAAGUAACCUUGGACAGGAACCAAGAUGGAGGCCAAUGACCUUUCUCCAUCCAAGUAGAAAGAGCUGCAGGGCACAGGUCCUAAUUAUGAAAUCACACACACACACACACACACACACACACACACACUUUUUCGUUUCCCUUUCUCCACAGUCAUCCAUGCACCCUUGCUUCAGAUCAGUGUAAAACCUUGAAAUGUUGCAGCACCUUUUUUAAAAUCAGGGAAGAUGUUUUUCUUCUUCUUAACGCUAUUUUACAAAUUGGGGAAAGAGAGAGAGAGAGAACUUUUAGAAAAUUCUUAAGUAUUCAAAAGCAAACAUCUGACCUAAAAGAAAACAGCAGUUUCAGGGAAACUUUGUGGGUUUUAUAAACUUUCCCCACCCCCUUUAAGGCAUGGGGAGGGGUGGGAGGAACUGCAGCUACUUCUUUAGAACAAGUUCCACAGUUCUGUUUGAUGUACAAACGCCGCUGUAUUUUUUACACUGUGCCAAAUUACCAGCAGUGUCUUCUACUACAGGACUUAGGCCAACAGUACUGCUGACGCAUUUUUGUUGGAAGAACAAGAAAACACACUUUGGUCACACCAGUCGGUUCUAACGCAGAGUGCAUAGCAAGCCAAUUAGCUGGAAUGUUGCACAGAGAAUGUUGCUGAAUGCAAACUGGAAAUCUCCCAGAGAUACUUGCUAGUCCAUUGUUAGAUAUGAACAUUGCAAAACACACACACACACCAUACCUUACCUC